Molecule: messenger RNA, 1026 nt
Organism: Arabis nemorensis
Lineage: Eukaryota; Viridiplantae; Streptophyta; Magnoliopsida; Brassicales; Brassicaceae
Source: the annotation of a GenBank genome assembly
AUGCUUCUUACUCUCGAGACCUCACAUGCAAUCAAUCGGAGAUCCAUCUCUCCGGUGAAUCAUCUUGGUCUCGAGAUCUGCAAAUCACGAUCGUCGCGAUGUCCUCUCCCUCCCCCGUCCGAAUCUGUAACGCCGGAGAUUGGUCUAUGGCUUAAAGCCAUCGCUGCCGACCUCAGUGUGGUGACGAGGAAUCUAACCUCAACAUCUCUUCGCCCAAAACAAGACCCACGUUUUCCAGAGCCAUGCGAGCCCUCUUCACCACCGAAGUUACCAUAUCCACCGGAUCCUCCCCCGGAUCCGCCAGACCCUUCUCUUGUGGAGGUGCUUCGAUCUUCAUCCCUGCUCACCGAUCCAAAAAAUCACCACUCCAUCGACCUUUUCCCUCACCUCCAUCCUCGAGGGGAUUUAGGCCAACCACUCCAUCCAUGGCCAAGAUAUCAAGGCGAGGCUUCUAGAUCAUCCAAGCCAUGUACGUUUUGGGCUCCGCCGGAUAUAAACCCACCACAAUCUCUCUUGUGGUGGUGGUCCUCAACUGCACCAACCUUUACAAUGCUGCCAGAAUUAAACGUCCGAUCCACCACCGUAAGUCGCUUCAUCACCGGUUCUGUUAUUGGGCCUGAUUGUAGAGGGCUUGGCCCAUAUAAGGGUGUGUUUGUGGAUUUGGAAACUGGUUGUAGUCUAGGAUCUUUAAGUAGUUUAGUUGCUUACAUUGUUCUAGUGAUAUCUUCGUUGUUACUAGCUAUGUUUAGGGCCAAUUUUUGGCUUCUAGAGUUAGAGUGUAAAUCCAGGAAUGCUUACUCCUCUGUGACUCGAACUAAAAUCCUAGCGGUUUUAGUCGAAGAUAAAAAGAAAAUCUCAGUAGAAUCCGAAUCCUUCCCAAUGGUUGGAGCCACUUCAUUAGGCUCCAUAGUUUCCAAACACCAUGGUUUAGUCCGUGGUUCUUUAUAUCAUUCCGAAACAUUUGAAUUUUUCUGUUUUAGACCUGUGUUGGGUUCGUAUGCCCUUGUAACUGAUUCUCCAGUUUAA